CACCAUUCGAGUGGCGCACAAAAAUCUCGCCUCCACAACCAAUCCCUGCCAAACUGCAAGACAUAACUCAUCCGUGCUCAUCCCAGUCCGACUUCUCCAAAUCUGCCUAGCCAAUUUUCCCCGUUCAUUAUUUUCUUCAGGCAACUUCACCUGUGAUUCAGCGUCGUUGUCGCCGCUAUUAACCUUGCCGACCACACGACCUCCUCGUCUGUCAAACCGAAGAGGGCUGUUGUGUCUUGCGCCAUCUUACCCGUUUCAUGGCUCUGGUCGCCGGGCCAGGGAUAGGCGGCUCACAUGCGACAGACGAUGCCUUGUCUAGCGAGCUUCGCUUGGCCGUAGACCAGCAUGUUCGCUACAUUCAGAGCUUGGACUCCAGGAAAGAUGAAAUGGACUACUGGUUGACUGAGCACUUGCGGCUUAACGGGGUCUACUGGGGCUUGACGGCACUCCAUCUGCUAGGCAGACCUGAUGCACUCCCACCGGACAUGACCUUGCAAUUUGUCCUCGCUUGCCAGAAUGUCGACGGCGGCUUUGGCGCCGCACCCGGUCAUGACUCUCACAUGUUGUAUACGGUAAGCGCAGUCCAAAUCCUUGCAACCAUCAAUGCCCAGUUGCAACUGGAUCGAGAGCGAAAAGGGUGGAGGGAAAAGAUUGCAACCUUCCUAGCGAGCCUCCAAAGCCCUGACACCGGAGCCUUCUCUGGUGAUGAGUGGGGAGAAACCGACACUCGUUUCUUGUACGGAGCCUUGAAUGCCCUGUCGAUUUUGGACUCGAUGCACGUGAUCAACCUUGACAAAGCCAUCAAUCACGUGAAGUCGUGUCUCAAUCUGGAUGGAGCGUUUGGGUUCACCCCAGGCGCCGAAUCUCACGCCGGAGGAACCUUUACUGGUCUUGGUGCUUUAAGCAUCGCAGGUCGACUCGACCUUGUCGAUAUUGACAGGUUAGCAGCGUGGUUGAGCGAGAGGCAACUUCCAAGUGGGGGAUUAAAUGGUCGCCCUGAAAAGCUGGAAGACGUAUGUUACAGCUGGUGGGUACUCAGUAGCCUUGCCAUGAUAGGAAGGCUCCACUGGAUCAACAAGGAGCAGUUGACAAGGUUCAUUUUGCGAUGUCAGGACACGGACCAUGGAGGAAUUGCUGAUAGACCUGGCGAUAUGGUCGACGUCUUUCAUACUCACUUUGGGGUCGCGGGCUUGAGUCUCUUGGGAUACCCUGGACUUGCUGAAGUUGAUCCUGUCUAUUGUAUGCCAAAGGUGGUGACACAAGCACUUCCACCAAACUCGAAGCGCUAAAAUAGCACCUACCUCUCGCCAUCUAAUAACCCACUGGACAUUCAUUGAAAGAUGGGAUACAAGGCGAGAGAAGACCAGUCACCACGAUGUACUAUUUCCGCUUCAUCACAUCACACUCCUUGUUUGUCAAGGACCAUAGGCAUCGUGGAACAUUUGAUAAAGAUGAGAAUUCAAACUUGUCACCAACCCAUUGCAAACUAAUGUUGACUAUGACGAAUCUUUUGACGGCCAUGGACUCGGUGGUAAUGUUGUGAAGAUUUCGUGGAUGUGUAAUCGUUGUGUUGAGCAGCGCCGUCACAUGUGCGCGUGCCUGCCUCACCCGAACCUGAAAAGACAGAAGUCACGAUCUUGAAAACUUGAAUCGCUCUCUCCUCGUCCUGGAUCAAACUUCUAU
Exophiala mesophila is the source of this 1683-nucleotide messenger RNA. RefSeq lists its product as uncharacterized. The transcript is spliced from 4 exons. Bases 258 to 1289 code for a protein of 343 amino acids. The record is from RefSeq and is a predicted model, not a curated record. Gene Ontology annotation, biological process: protein geranylgeranylation. Gene Ontology annotation, cellular component: Rab-protein geranylgeranyltransferase complex. Gene Ontology annotation, molecular function: Rab geranylgeranyltransferase activity. NCBI's taxonomy places the organism in Eukaryota, Fungi, Ascomycota, Eurotiomycetes, Chaetothyriales, Herpotrichiellaceae.